GGACCCAGGCGGUGUGAUAGGCUGUGUGUGGUUUGAAACUCACCAUGGAUUCACCUCCGGAGAAAAGGACCAAAGAGGUCGAUAUCUACCGCGACACAUGGGUGCGUUUUUUAGGCUAUGCCAACGAAGUGGGCGAGUCUUUCCGUGCCCUGGUGCCUGUGAGCAUGGUGUGGGCCAGCUACGCGGUCGCCAUGGCGUACGUCUCGGCGGACGCGCUGGACAAGGGCAAGAAGGCAGCUGCGGAACACGGGGAGAACCCCGGGAAGACUACGCGGGUGGCCGUGGCGGUAGUGGACACCUUCGUGUGGCAGGCUCUGGCGUCUGUGGCCAUACCCGGGUUCACGAUCAACCGAGUGUGUGCCGCCUCUCUCUACGUGCUCGGCCGCAGCACUCGCUGGCCGCUUCCCGUGCGCAAGUGGACCACCACGGCCAUCGGCCUUUCUACCAUCCCGUUCAUCAUCACGCCCAUCGACAGGUCGGUGGACUUCCUCCUGGAUUCGAGCCUCCGCAAGGUGUACGGCGGGGGACGCAAACACGAGCCAUAGGAAACACCUGAGCGGGCUGAGACGGGACGGGAGAUGCAGAGUGACCCGGCUCGUGUCCUCGCGGUCCAGCCAUACAGAAGUUACUCUACUGCACACGCCGGCGCUGUCUGCGUGGUCGCCGACUCUGCUCGAACACUUAACGCGAGACCUCCAGGGACACGGGUUUUAUUAAUGCAAAUUUAAGCUGUCACGCAUGUUUUAUAGAAUAUUUUGUGUGUCUAGAUACCCACUGCUGUUGUAAACGAAUGGCUCACCAGCACAUUCAGAUUGCACGGAAUGCGUGUGUAUGUGUUUGUUCCGUUAAGGUGCGUCUGCUUAAAAGUUGAUUCCGGGGAAUUUGGAAUAAUCAGUCCAACUUUGGUUGCUGGGGCUGUUCUGCGUGGGAGCCUGUCCGUUUCGUCUGCCGACGCCUCUGUGCAGUUCACGAGCCGAAAAGCACAUCGCAUUCACUCCGGGUUGUUGCUGUAAAUAAGGAUGCGACUUAAAGGUUUCCGGUAUGUUCUUCACACUCUGAUCAGACAGGACGCUGCGAGGUCGUCCGUUUUCGGAUGAACCUUAUUAUCCCUCGAGCGUUUUCUUCUACCUCCGGAGAAGGUGAUCCUGGAAUAAUGAGGUCGCCGAAAUAACCGCGAUGUCAUGGUUGCCGUUGUCGGUGGCCGUGGAAACCUCGCGCGGGGCCCGUGUGAGAUGGAUGGUGUAAUUCAGUGGCUGUGGUUCGCUCUGCCCCCUCCACCUCCUCAUCUCGCACAUCAGGCCAGAGUCGGCGCACUGUGACAGCAAACUGCCUGCGCAGAGGAUGCUUCCAUUUGUUCACAUACCCCGGUGGGUACUUGGCAAUAAGAAGCAACGCACACACACACACACACACACACACACACACACACACACACAGGUGCAUUGUGUUGUAUUGUGCUGCAUAGUUGUAUUGUUGACGUUCUGCACAAGACGGCAUGACCGUGACCCGUGUUUUUCAGCGAGCUGGAUGCAAAGGUGCCGUCGGAUUUGAAACUUGUCCCUCUAUUUUUGUACAAAGAACUUUUUUUGCUUUCCCUUAUUUUUACCUCGUGUUUUUACAUGGCUGUUAAAAAGGGUCAGUUUAUAUUCCGAUAAUCUAGUUUUACAUUACUCUCUGAACAUAAGCACUUAAGAGAUUGAUUUUGUUGUCUUUUCUGAGUCAGCAACUUGGGUAAUUCAGCCAGUGUUGCACAGCCUUACGUUCCAGUCAUACUUUUUAAAACUUGAACAUUAUUUUGACUCCAUAAUGGGGGAAAAAAAAAAACUAUGUUGCAGGGAAUGACACUGUUACUCUGCCUUAAUUUUAAAGAAUGAAAGAUAACGCAACGAAAAUCACAACAUACAUUUCAUAUAAUAGUAAUAAAAACUGUUCGUACCCUAUGCUGUGUAAUUUUUUUUCCGCUGUUGAACUAUGCAUAUUUUGCAUUCUAAUAUUUCAAAAGGUGUGUUAAGCACCUUCAGGGUGAAAAUAUGAGAAAUGUUUCAGUUGCUGGAUUCAAUCUGUAAAAGGGGUGUCGGUGUUUUUCAGGCCAUCGCAUCCUGGGCGAGGAAGUGAUUUGAGCUGUACGUACAGCAUUUGGAACGCUGUUUGCUUGUUCUUUUUUUAACGCAGUUAAUCGCAAAGAAUAAAUAAUUUUAUCCCUUGGGCU
Scleropages formosus (Asian bonytongue) is the source of this 2209-nucleotide messenger RNA. RefSeq names its product mitochondrial fission process 1 (gene mtfp1). Gene Ontology annotation, cellular component: mitochondrion. The transcript is spliced from 4 exons. Gene Ontology annotation, biological process: mitochondrial fission. The record is from RefSeq and is a predicted model, not a curated record. Lineage: Eukaryota; Metazoa; Chordata; Actinopteri; Osteoglossiformes; Osteoglossidae. The coding region runs from base 45 to 545 and encodes 166 amino acids.